Molossus molossus (Pallas's mastiff bat) is the source of this 252-nucleotide messenger RNA. RefSeq names its product oligosaccharyltransferase complex subunit OSTC-like. The coding region runs from base 1 to 252 and encodes 83 amino acids. The record is from RefSeq and is a predicted model, not a curated record. The transcript is spliced from 2 exons. NCBI's taxonomy places the organism in Eukaryota, Metazoa, Chordata, Mammalia, Chiroptera, Molossidae. Gene Ontology annotation, cellular component: oligosaccharyltransferase complex.
AUGGAGACUUUGUACCGAGUCCCAUUCUUAGUGCUUAGCUCCCCCAACCUGAAUCUGAAGAAGGCACCCUGGGUACUCAUGCCCUUGACCAUGACAGUGUGUGCUCUGUUUGUGGUGGUAUACUUCCACAUCACUGUAGGAACAAUUUAUGAUAUUAUUGUUGAACCUCCAAGUGUUGGCUCUAUGACUGAUGAACAUGGGCAUCAGAGACCAGUCACCUUCUUGGCCUACAGGGGCUAUCUGCUGGGUUAG